Molecule: messenger RNA, 220 nt
Organism: Prorocentrum cordatum
Lineage: Eukaryota; Dinophyceae; Prorocentrales; Prorocentraceae
Source: the annotation of a GenBank genome assembly
GUGGUGGCUGAAGAACAAGCUAAACGUGAUCUACAUGAGCGUGAGUGUCGUGCUGCUGAUGCACGUGGGCAUGUCGCCCCUGCUGCAGGGGGUGCUCAAGAUAUGCAAGUUGAUGGUGAUUCCCCUUCUUCGCGACCUGGGCAAGUUCAACCCCCCACUGGUGGCCAUCCAGCUGCUAGUGAAGUUGGUGGAGUUGCUGGCCCAGUUCCUGAACCCCCAG